CCCGGAAGGACCUGGAAGUGCCCGAAGGGCCGGAAGUGAUGGCAGCCGCGAUCUCUGCUUUCCUAGCAACCGUGCUGGCUUCUUAGCGACGCGGGGUGGCUCCCGCGUCCCUGGUCCAGCCAUGCCGGUGCGGGUGAGCGAGUUCAGCUGGCAGCAGACCCCGGCCGCGGUUUUCCUGUCGCUGCCUCUGCGCGGCGUGUGCGUGCGCGACGCCGACGUGUUCUGCGGGGAAAGUUACCUGAAGGUCAACUUUUCUCCAUUUUUAUUUGAGGUGUUUCUCUAUGCUCCCAUAGAUGAUGGGAAUAGCAAAGCCAAGAUUGGGAAUGACAUGAUUCUCUUUACAUUGUAUAAAAAGGAACCAGUUAUGUGGGAGACCCUCUCUAUGCCAGGUGUCAACAAAGAGAUGAUGCAGAGAAUAAGAGAAAAAUCUAUUCAGCAAGCCCAGGAGAAAGCAAAAGAGGCCACAGAAGCAAAAAGUGCUGCCAAGCGGGAAGAUCAGAGAUACACACUAGGUGUGAUGAUGAAGAUUGAAGAAGAAGAGAGGAAAAAAAUAGAAGAUAUGAAAGAAAAUGAACGGAAACAAGCAACUAGAGAAUUGGAAGCCUGGAAAGAAAGUCAAAGACAAGCUGAAGAGCGAAAAAGAAUCCCAAGGAAAGAGAAAUGCCAACGGGGAAAGCAGGCUGAAGAGAAGGGAGCACUAAAGCCCCCGAGUCUGCCCAGGAAGGUCCCGCCCGCUAGACUCCCUGAAAGAGGGAGAAAUUGGGAAAACAUAUUUUCUGAGAAGCUAAAGGAAGACAGCAUUCCUGCACCUCGAUCGGCUGGCAGUAUUCAAAUCAGCUUUACGCCUCGAGUGUUCCCAACUGCUCUUCGGGAAUCCCAAGUGGCAGAAGAGGAAGAGUGGCUGCAUAAACAAGCCGAGGCCCGGAGAGCCAUGAGCACUGAUCUUCCUGAGUUCUGCGACUUGAAGGAAGAAGAGAAGAAUCCAGACUGGUUGAAAGAAAAGGGGAACAAAUUGUUUGCAACAGAAAACUAUUUGGCAGCGGUUGAUGCAUAUAAUCUAGCCAUACGAUUGAACAGUAAGAUUCCAUUAUUGUAUCUGAAUCGGGCUGCUUGCCACCUCAAACUAAAAAACUUACACAAGGCCAUCGAAGACUCUUCAAAGGCACUAGAAUUAUUGACACCACCUGUUUCUGACAAUGCCAACGCAAGAAUGAAGGCACAUGUCCGACGAGGUACAGCAUUCUGUCAACUAGAAUUGUAUGUUGAAGGCUUGCAAGAUUAUGAAGCUGCACUUAAGAUCGACCCAGCCAACACAGUUGUACAGAAUGAUGCGGAGAAGAUUCGGAAUAUAAUUCAAGGGACAGGACUGAAGUCUCAAGACUAGAGACAGCUAGAGAAAAUAACUUUGAAGGGACUGGAGAGAUGGCUCAGCGGUUAAGCACUGGCUGUUCCUCCAGACACCCUGAGUUUAAUUCCCAGCACCCACAUGGUAGCUCACCAUCAUCUGUCAUGAGAUCUGGGCCUCUUCUGGCUUGCAGGCAUACAUGCAGGCAGAAUACUAUGUAUAUAAUAAAUAAAUCUUAAAGAA
Phodopus roborovskii (desert hamster) is the source of this 1588-nucleotide messenger RNA. It is a transcript of the gene Dnaaf4, whose product is annotated as dynein axonemal assembly factor 4. The record is from RefSeq and is a predicted model, not a curated record. Bases 122 to 1384 code for a protein of 420 amino acids. Gene Ontology annotation, biological process: outer dynein arm assembly; inner dynein arm assembly; heart development. The transcript is spliced from 10 exons. NCBI's taxonomy places the organism in Eukaryota, Metazoa, Chordata, Mammalia, Rodentia, Cricetidae. Gene Ontology annotation, molecular function: nuclear estrogen receptor binding.